Molecule: messenger RNA, 909 nt
Organism: Pestalotiopsis fici W106-1
Lineage: Eukaryota; Fungi; Ascomycota; Sordariomycetes; Amphisphaeriales; Sporocadaceae
Exons: 1
Coding region: 1-909 (302 amino acids)
Source: RefSeq, a predicted model, not a curated record
AUGGGGGACCAACAACAAGCAACAGAGAACCCUGGCGUCCAAGAUGAACAAAGCGCAAAACCUGUUUUGGUAAUCUCAAAGUUGCUUGGUCCUCCUCCUUAUGUCCUGGAUCCAGAAACGCUGGCAGACUCCUUCAAUCCAUUCCCUUGGAUGAAAGGCAACUCAUUCCGGCAAGUUGACGAAAAUACAUUAGUCAAGUACGGCGGCAGUGUUACUCUAGUCGAGGCAGAAGCCAUGGACUUUAUCUCUCGCCAGACCAGCGUCAAAUGUCCGCAAGUCCUCGGUGCUUAUGAGCUCGACGGCACUGCGCAUAUUCUCAUGUCUUUUGAACAUGGGAAGUUGUUAUACGAAUUCUGGCAAGACGCCUCGGAGAGCGAGAAAGAGGCAGUGAUUGGCAAGCUGCAGCACUACCUCAAGGAAAUGCGAGGCAUCAAAGGCGACUAUGUGGGUGGCUUCAAUCGCAAUCCUUGCAGGGCUGGCGAGUUCGAGUGGGACUUCGACAAGACAGAUCACAAAUAUGGACCGUAUGCAGACGAAGAUGGCUUUAACCAUGGAAUCGCAGAAGCUCUGUCACGGGCGAGCCCAAAGCCUGACGUGGAGGAUCCCGAAUCCCCGGAGUAUAACAGGAUGUAUACUAUCCAGCAACUGGUGCACUCCCUUCGUGGCCACGACAUAGUGUUCACACAUGGUGACCUUCACCCCGGCAACAUACUCGUACAGGAUGAUUUGAAUGUGGUUAUUUUGGACUGGAAUACGGCAGGUUUCUACCCCGCCUACUGGGAGUGGUAUAAGGCUACCUGGCACGGCACGUUUAUGCCGAGUUUCAUACGACAGGUUGAGCGAUAUAUCCCACCUUAUUGGAUAGAGGCCAACAUCUUGAGUCAGAUUUAUAACUGGAUAGUUGGAUGA